Microthlaspi erraticum is the source of this 663-nucleotide messenger RNA. NCBI's taxonomy places the organism in Eukaryota, Viridiplantae, Streptophyta, Magnoliopsida, Brassicales, Brassicaceae. The record is from the annotation of a GenBank genome assembly.
AUGUUGGGUACUAGUUUAGACAUGAGCUCGGCUUAUCAUCCUCAAACGGAUGGUCAAACGGAGGUAACUAAUAGGUCGUUGGGUAACCUACUUCGCUGUCUUGUGGGAGAUUCUAUCAAGACUUGGGAUUCUAAGCUUCCUCAAGCAGAAUUUGCUUAUAAUCAUUCCCUCAAUCGGAGCUUGGGAUACAGUCCAUUUCAGGUCGUGUAUGGUCUUCUUCCUCGUGGUCCUCUGGAUUUAUCUACUUUGCCGGACCGCACACGUAUUCAUGGUGUCGCCGAUGAUUUUAUUGACAACAUUCAUAAUGUUCAUACACAAGUCGUCACCAAUCUCGAGUCAUCUUCUUCAAAGUAUAAGGCUAUUGCUACUGCUGAUUCUCAACACCGCCGUGUAAUCUUCAAACCAGGUAAUCAUGUUUGGGCAUUUCUCACUAAAGAUCGUAUGCCAGCCCAUUCGUACAACAAACUUAAGGCUAAGAAGAUAGGUCAUCUCACUGUCUUGGAACAAAUUAAUGACAAUGCAUACCGUUUACAACUUCCCGCCAACAUCAACACUUCCGAUGUCUUCAACGUACGUUACCUCUCUUGUUAUGCUCCACCAGACCCGGUUCCUGAUUCGUGGUCGAAUCCUUCUAACCCCGGAGGACCUGAUGCAACAACAUGA